This is a messenger RNA of Theileria orientalis strain Shintoku, 675 nucleotides long. RefSeq lists its product as hypothetical. The coding region runs from base 1 to 675 and encodes 224 amino acids. The record is from RefSeq and is a predicted model, not a curated record. The transcript has 2 exons. NCBI's taxonomy places the organism in Eukaryota, Apicomplexa, Aconoidasida, Piroplasmida, Theileriidae.
AUGAGUUCUAAACCUAAUAGGAGGCGGAUAACCGCGAAACUGGCCAGAAAUAACUUGAAAAUAGAUUUUUUCAGCAACUCUGCAGAGCCCUCGGGCGAAGAUACCACCUUGGACGUCGAACCCGUUAGACGGAAGUCCAACUCAGAGAAAGAGUCAUUAAACUUGAAGAAGCUCCUGAGGAAGAAGGAGGAGUACGAGCGCGUAAGGAGGGAGUCUGAGAAGUUUUUCAGCGCCCUGGAGAACUACGAGGGAGGGCCCGACUUCUCCGAGGUGGUCGUGAUGGACGAGCCCGCUCUGUUCAACUCGAGCAGACUCGGCACGGGGACCCUGGACACGCUGGUGCCGAUCGCGACGCGCAGAGGUGUUUCCUCCUACGGACUCAUCCUGAUAAGGCCCAACUCUGUCUACGGGCCACUCAUCAACGUCAGGGGCACCAUGGUGAUCGUGUUCAUCGAAAUCGAGAACGGCGCGGUCUUCUUCGAGAGCCUGAACUCGAUUAAGAGGAAGCGCACGCGCUGCAAGCGGCGCAUCCAGGUGCUCGUCAUCCCCGAAGAGGCCUUCGUGAUCCACAACGAGAGCCCCGACGUCACUGCGCGGCUGCUAGCUAUUUCAUGUAGCAAGAAAUGGAAAGACUUUGACAAUCUUAGGUUUAAAGAGGUUGUAGCUCUAGAGUAG